CCCUAGGAAGCACGGCGAAGGCCUGCUUUCGUAAUCCUUGCGGGUAUACAGUGCUAUCCACACACAGCGCAGGUCCCCGGUAUGAACUCGGGCAGAGUCGGUUGAUGGUGGUUGCGUGGGCCGGUCGCCUAUCGCCAACGCUUGCUGGCAAACCCCGAGUCUGCAUAGUCAUAUGUCAAGCCACAUACCAUUCUUUGACGAGUUUGCAGCGGCGGGCCAGGCCAACCGGCGCCAUGUGUAUGCAGGGCAGGCGCUGCAGGCCUUGCUUCCUUCAGCGACCUGCAGUAUACGUGUUACCAAUACUUACUCAGCUGGACUAGCUGCCGAUCCACUGCAUCAUACCUAUCACGGCGAAGGCCAAAAGGGCCGGUCGCGCCAAACCCAGGCUUUUCAUGCCCCACGGUCGCGGUGCCCCUAGCCCAACAUAUCAUGAAGACGUUUUCUAGCAGGAGACGCCCGAGCUCCGUCACCAGCAGCGGAUCACCGGGGUCGUCUCCGCCCGAGGUGCCCCUGUCUGCUGGGCGCGGCGCAAGCAAUAGAUCGCCACCGCUGCGGGCGUCCGCCGCGGCCGCGGCUGCCUGGGGGUCCCUACCAGAUGGCGUCCUGGAACUCGUCUCGGUCUCGCUACAAGACGCAGACAGGCUGCGUUGCAGUCUGGCGUGCCGCGGCUGGCGGCACGCCUUUCGCUGCGCGGUGACCGGCGUCAGCGCCAACCUGGAAGCCAUGCCGCGCGCGGCGCAGCGGCAGCUGGCCACCCUCGACGCGGCGUUCCCCUCCGCGACGACGUGCAGGCUGGUGUUCCCCAAGUACCUGCUGCCGCCAUCCGACCCACAUGGGCUGGGCGCCUUCCGCAGCCACUACCGCGCGCCGCUGCUUGGGUCGGCCCCGACUGCGGCCGACCCAGAUGGCGCCAGCGGCCGCUCCCGGGGGGUAGGCACCAGCAGCGGCCACGGGAGCAGCGGAGCAGGGACAGGUGCCGGCACGCUGGCCGCACGGCAUGGGGCCGAAGUGGGUCGGCUGUGUGCGGUCACGGAGCUUGAGCUUGACCUGGGUGUGGCGGGUUACACGGUGCUGGUGCUGCACAGCUACUUCCACCUGCCGGCCUUGACACGCCUCACGCUCCGCGGCUUCUCGCCAGCUGCGGAACAGGCCGCGGUGGCAGCCCUGUCGGGGGAGCAGGGCGGCGGCACCGGUGGAGGCCAAGGUUCCUGCCAGGGCGAGGGCCAGGGUCCAGGGCUUGCGGCGGCGCCGCCGCUGCCUGCGCUGACGCUGCGCGGCUUCCCGCAGCUGCAGGCGCUGACACUGAGCGGCACGCUAUCGUACCGGGACAUCUUUGAUGUGCCUCGGGUGACAUCGCUGCGCAGCCUCACGCUGGAAGGCCGGGCGGCGGUUGGGCACACCGAGGGCUACGUGUACCUGGCAGCCCUGCGCAGGCUGUCCUCGCUCUGCCGCCUGCAGCACCUAGCCCUACUAGGCCCCGUGUUCACGUGCGCCCCCGGCGGAGGCCGCGGUGACGCCGACGUUGACCCUGAAGACGCCGAGCAGCUGGCUCUGGCGCCGGUGCUGCCCCGCCACGACGGCGCCGCUGCCGUUGGGGGCCUGGCGGCUACGCUCACAUGCCUCAUCAGUUUGCAGCUGGCAACCCUGACGCCGGUGCUGGUUCGUGGCGAGGGUGAGGAGGAUGCGGUGGGCGGCGGCCAGCCGGCGGCGACGCCGCACCUGGUGCCCUGCAACUGGGCACGGCUGCCGCUGGAGGGGUUCACGGGGCUGCAGGAGUUGAGUCUGACGCAGCCGGGGCACCUGCCCAGCAGCUUCUGGGCGGGCCUGGCGUCGCUGCGGCAGCACGCGGCGCCGGCGGCAGGCGGCGGCGCCGGUGACAGUGACAAUGGCGGAGCUGGCAGCUGCUGGCGGCUGAGGGCGCUGUCGCUGGAUGUGGGGUCGUCGGGCAUUGUGGAUGAGCUGCCGUGCGGGGCCCUGCAGGGGAUGACACGGCUGCACCUCAGCGGCGUGCAGCUGGACGCGCUGUCGGUGCUGACUGCGGGUGCAGCGGCACGCGGCUGCCGCGGCUGCCUGGCUGACCUGGUGCUGGAGCUGCCGGCGGAGGGCUGCUGCGACCCAGGCCGCAGGCACAACGUCGCCACACUAGCAGCACUGGGCGCCCUCACGCGCCUGGAGCUGCGGACCUCCGCGCCCAGGGCUGGUGGCGCAGGAGGAGGAGCUGGAGGAGGGGGUGGAGGUGGCGGCGCCGCGGGUGCAGGGGGCACAGCAGGGGCCGCCGGCAAGGGGAGGGGCGGGCACGGCGGCGGCGGCGGCGAGCACCUGUUGCUGAAUGACUCAAGACUGCAGGCGCUAACGCGAGGGCUGCGGCGGCUGACAUCGCUCAGCUUCCGCGGCUCAAUGCCGCUGGGGGAUGACGAUGUGCGCUGGCUGGGCCGCAGCCUCACGGGCCUGACACGACUGGAGCUCGUGAAUGACGGCGGCGCCCCCGCAGUCGUAGGGUUGCAUCUCCUGCCCCAAGGGCUGCACGAGCUCAGCCUCUACUGUGUGGGGCUGGGGUUGCCGGGGCCUGCAGCAGACCAGCCAUCAGCAGGAGCGACAAUAGCUGGCGAAUUGUCCGCGUUGGCGGAGGCUGUAGCAGCGCCGCUGUUCUCGGGGCAGCAGCAGCAGCAGCUACUGCCGCGGUGCAGAGUGCUGCACCUUGACUACUGCAGCGGGGCACCUCUCUGGCGUGUGCUGGGGGCUAUGAUGGGCGCCCCGCCGGCAGCAACCAGCAAUAGUGGCAGUAGCACUACUGGCAACAACACCGGCACCCGCAGCAGCAGGAGGGGGUCAUCGCCGCCAGCGGUAGCCAGCUCUCCUGUUGCAAGCAGUGGGCUCGGCUGUGGUGUGGGCUGUGGUGGUGGGGCGAGUGCGGUGCUGGAAGAGCUGCGGCUGCAGGUGUCCAACGCCUCGGGGCUGUCCGUGUCUGACGCUGCGGCGGUGGCGUCCUUGCCGCGCCUGCGCAAGCUACAGGUGUCGUGCGGCGCCGGCGCGCUGCCCGACUUCACACUGACACGCAUGCUGACGCCGGGCGCCGACGGCUGUUGCGGCCGCCCCGGCCAGCUGGCCUGCCUGUCGCUGCGCCUGCCUGGCAGCCGCCUGGCUCUGGGGCAGCUGCAGGCGCUGCGGCGGCUGAGCGGCCUGCGAAGCCUGUAUCUGGACAUACUGCCGCCCGCGGAGGUGGCGCUGAUGGAUGCGGAGCUGCGGCACCUGACCGGGCUGCGGGCGCUGACGCUGGGGCCGUUGUACGGCCGGGGCUGCAGCCUGCAGCCGCACGUGCUGCCGGUGCUGGGGCGUCUGCAGGCGGUGCUGAGGACUUGCCGGCUGCAGCAGGCAGCAUCAGGCUGAGAAGAUGCCUGAGACUUUGGGGCUGACAGGGCGUGUUACCGGACAGAAGUUGCUGCAAAGGGCCUGCACCUACGACCUGCACCCGACAGCGAUGCAGCUGUGUUUUUGCUUCUGCUUGGAGCCGGUAAAAACAAUAAUUUGAGCGCUGAGGAUGAGGUGGCUGGCUUAGCUGCGCUGUGAUGAAGAGGCCUAACAGCCACUGUCACCCUACGGGUGGCGUUACGUCACCACAUGGCCGGAGCGCGUUGCCAGUGGGUGUUUGGUGAAUUGGUGGAGUGGGGAGAUACGGCAUGUUGGAGCCCCUCUCGGGUAUCAUGGCCGUAGCAUUCCCGCACUCCGGGGACAGCAUGACUGCGCUUGAGAGACCGGCCAUGUCAGUGUGCAAGUGUUGACCGUGGGGACGUGUGCCGACAUGUCCACGCCAUGAUGCGCAAAUUGUCCCUCCCACGCACGCUUUGCUUGUGCUUUCUACGGCAUAACGUGCACAUAUGAGCCUCGCGGCCUCGCCGUGCUGCGUUUGGCCCCUGCUUGUGGGGCGCUUCCUGAAAUCCGCCUGGAUGGGCUCCAGAAACCCGACGGACCCCCAGGGACGAGGACCGACCCCCCAACUUUGGUGGCCCAGAACUUCCU
Molecule: messenger RNA, 4017 nt
Organism: Chlamydomonas reinhardtii
Lineage: Eukaryota; Viridiplantae; Chlorophyta; Chlorophyceae; Chlamydomonadales; Chlamydomonadaceae
Exons: 8
Coding region: 430-3387 (985 amino acids)
Molecular function (GO): protein binding
Source: RefSeq, a predicted model, not a curated record